AUGACCUUUAUCGCUUCGGUCAGUCGUGGCGUGCUCGGUGCGCUCGUGGUCAGUGCGCACGCACUGAUUACCGGCAUCGAUUGGGCCGAUUUCUUUCUGAACGGCACCGUGGACAAUGCCCAGUACUGUCGACAGUACAAGUACAAUCCCGUGCUCUUCGUCGUGACCAAGACAUUUUCGCAAAGGAUGUCGACCAUUGCCUUCCUCAUUAUGGCCGUCUCCGUGUAUUUCUCGGGACAGCAGUGGUUGGUGCGCAGCGAAGAGAUUGUGGAGACGACCCGUCGAUUGUUGGCGGACUGCAUCCGGCUGCGCCAUAAUGAAGUCCACAGGGCGUCCCUGCCGAUGGAGGACGAACCGGCGGCCCACCAUCGACCGGCACUGCUCCCUCGCCCCGCCGCCGCCUUCGCGCCCCAACCGUUUCCCCCGCUCCCGCGCCUCCCCUACCACCCCCCACCCGUGCGGCACCACGCCCCCUUCCCCCUGGCGCCCCCGGCACCCCCCUUUGGCGGCCAUCCCGACGUCUACGCGCAGUAUCUCUUCGCGUACCCCUACGGUUCCCUGUACGAUGAGCGGCCGCAGCGUGUGCCUCGGCCCGCUCCGCCGCCGGUGGUCGCUGUUAACCAGAAUCCGGGUCCGGUGCAAAUGGAUGAGGAGACGGUGCCGCGCGGCUGGUCCGUCGAGCGAGUCGUCUGCGGGCCCGCGAAUCCCGUUAAUGCAGCAGCGUCGCAGGCGCCCAUUUCCAGCGCCGCCACCACCGUCAGAGUGACGAAGAGCAAAGUGAAGCGGGAGCGGCGCAAGGCGGAAGCGGUGUCGGCCGCGGCGGCGGGCGUGCAGCGCGAGGACUCCGGCGAACGCCGACUGCGCGAGUUCGGCGAGGAAAUGCGACGCUUCGUGGAAGACACCACCGGCGUCAAGAUUAUUCGUAAUGCAGCAGCGCCGCCGCCGGCCAAACCCGUCAAGAAUCCGGCUCCCAAACUGCGCCGGAUCUUCCCCGCGUACAAAGGCGCCGGGAAGCGGCAGGACACGGAGAAGACGGUCAGCGGGACGCUGGUCAUCAACAGCAAAUCGCCCACGCAGGCCUACGUUCGCGUUCCCGGGCAGGACAAGGGCGACAUCAAUAUCUGCUGCAAGGAGGACCGCAACCGCGCCCUCAACGGCGACGAAGUCCUGGUGGAGAUCUUCCCGCGCAGAGACUGGAAGAUUCGCGGGGAAUAUCUGAACGCGCUGCAGGAGAAGCUGGGCAUCCACGACGUGGAGCUGGGGGAGGCCGUUAAGAAGGAGGACAUCCUGCGGGCCGUCCGCGCCGUCCGCGCCCCCACUUCCGACUACUCGGAGCCCAGUUCGCAGGGCACGGAGCCCGAGGCGACGGCGGCGGCGGCGGCGGAGAAGACGGCCGGGAAGACGAAGAAGAAGGCGGCGUACACAGCGGGCGGGCAGUCGCAAGGGGGUAAAUGGAUGGACAUCGCCGUCCAGCUCAUCGGGCUGCAAAACAUCCCGCCCGAGUGGCUGCAGCGCACCGGCAAGGUGAUUAAUUUAAUUCAGCCGAAGGGCACACGGCAGGCCGUCGGGCGCAUCGUGCGCAGUAAAAAACAGCCGAAAACGCCGUCCGUCCCCUCACCGGAAGCGGGGGACGCCCCCGGCGCGGCGUACGUGCUGGAGCCGUUGGACGCGCGGAUGCCGCUCAUCGACAUUGCCGCCCAGGAUUUCCCCACAGAAUUAUUACUGGAAUGGCAGCGCGCACCGGCCGGACUGUUUUUGGGGGAAAUCAGUCAGUGGAGCGAAUUUCAAGCAUCUCCCACCGGGCGCGUCUUGAAGUCGAUCGGGGAGGCGGCGAGCAUUGCCAGCUGGACGACGCACAUUCUGACGGAAAACAGCGUGGAGGAUGUUGAUUUCGAGCCGGAAUUGUUGGCGGAUUUCGUGGCCAACGCGCCCUGGACCUUCACACCGGAGGAGCUGGCCGCCCGCACCGACCUCCGCGACCACUGCAUCUUCACCAUCGACCCGCCGGACGCCCGCGACCUGGACGACGCCGUGUCGUGCGCCGCCCUGGGCGGCGGCCUCUUCCGCGUCGGCGUCCACAUCGCCGACGUCACCGCCGUCCUCCCCGAGAACUCGGCGCUGGAUUUGUUCGCGCGCCGUCGCGCCACCUCCGUCUACCUGGUCCAUCGCGUCGUGCACAUGCUGCCCAGCCAAUUAAUCAAUCAACUGUGCUCCCUGGAUCCGGGCGCGGAGCGGCGGUGUUUUUCGGCGGUUUUUGUCUUAACCGAGGAGGGCGAGAUGGUGGAGUACGAGCUGCUGCGCGGGAUUAUGCGCAGCCGGGCCAAACUCUCUUAUUUGCAGGCGCAGAAUGUGAUUGACGAGCCGGUGGGCGCGGUGCAGCGCAUGGCCGGCCUCAUCCCGUCGCAUUCCUGGGAAGAAGCGGACACCAUCUGCCGCACCAUCCUGGACGUGGCCCGCAUCACGCAGGCCAUGCGCCGGCGCCGUUUCGCUGCCGGCGCGCUGGCCAUCGAGCAGCCGGAGUUCCGCUUCCGGUUGGACGCGGCGGGGAUGCCGUGCGCGAUGCAGCGGCAGGAGCACUGGACCAGCUGCCAGUUGAUCGAGGAGCUGGCCUUGCUGACCAACAUGGUGGUGGCCAAACGCAUCCAGGACGAUUUCCCGGAGACGGCGCUGCUGCGGCGGCAUCCGGCGCCCUUCACGGCGCCCCUGGAGGAGCUGCAGCGGCACUGCCGGCUGCUGGAGCUGCCCAUGGACGUCAGCAGCGCCGCGGCCAUCCAGCGCUGCCUCUCGUCCAUCACCGCCGCCCAACCGCAACUGCAGCCUGUUCUGUCCUCGCUCUGCGCCCGCGCCAUGAAACUGGCCGAAUACCUCUGCCCCGGCCCCGGAGGCGGUCGCCCGGACGACGAGGGCCAUUGCGAGCCGGCGGACACGUGGCACUACGCGCUGGGCGUGGCGCACUACACCCACAUGACCUCGCCGAUCCGCCGCUACGCCGACAUCCUCGUGCACCGCUUUUUAUCCGCCUCCCUCGGCACCUCGCCCCCGCCGGCCCUCUCCCUCGAAGAACUCAAGGACAUCGCGCGCAACUGCAACGAAAAGAAGCUGAACGCGCGGAAAUGCCAGGAAGGCAGUUGGGAUUUAUUUUUCGGAUUAUUCCUCAAGGAGCACGGCCCCCUGCGGGAGGAGGGCGUGGUCGUGGGGGUCCACGCCGCCGGGCUGGCGGUGGACGUCCUCGUGGGGCGGUUGGCCCUGACGCAGCGCAUUUUUGUCAAAAAAGAGGCCAGUGUCAAGGCGGUGAAGCAUCGCGUGGAUGGGAUGAAGCGGAAUUUGUUGGACGUGGUGUGGCAGGGGCGCGAGGGCGGCCCCGAGGGGCUGGGGGUGUGGAGUCGUGUGGGGGUGCGGCUGUUCGUCAAAGUGGACGAGAAGGAUCCCGAUCCGCGCAAUAUCCUGUUCGCGCUGGAACCGCCGACAUUCUCCAGUCAAUCUGCUCCGUCCCAUUCUUGAGCCCGACAUUUUAAAGAAUUUGUUGGUUUUUUCCAUUUAUUUAUUUUUCUGCCCGCUCAUUUUGUGAACCCGUAUUUCCAAUGAUAAGUCUCUGGUUGUUUUUCUCUGUACAUUUUAGCCUUUCAAUGCAUUAGACAACGCGCUGUGUUCGUUCAUGUCUUUCCGGCAGAAUUGUUUCCGUGCUUGAUUUUUUUGUAACCCGAACGAAGAUGAUUAUUGGAAUUAUUCGCAGUUUACACCUUUCUCUUGCCCGGAUUUUUGGCGGACCAUUUUCCUACGAAAUUAUCCACUCUGCUGUUUUUUUUUUUAAGACGGAUGUAUGAUUUUUGUAUCGUACGGAAUUAAACAUUGAGUCGCG
Messenger RNA from Paramacrobiotus metropolitanus, 3859 nucleotides. RefSeq names its product DIS3-like exonuclease 2. The record is from RefSeq and is a predicted model, not a curated record. The transcript is spliced from 18 exons. The coding region runs from base 1 to 3501 and encodes 1166 amino acids. NCBI's taxonomy places the organism in Eukaryota, Metazoa, Tardigrada, Eutardigrada, Parachela, Macrobiotidae. Gene Ontology annotation, biological process: mRNA catabolic process. Gene Ontology annotation, cellular component: P-body; exosome (RNase complex). Gene Ontology annotation, molecular function: RNA binding; 3'-5'-RNA exonuclease activity.